AUGGUGGCGAUCGCAGCGGCCAUCGUGAUGGUCUACCAUCACAACGAGAUGCAGCAAGAGAUCGACAUCAAUCGACGGUCCAGGAAUCAGAUGGAGCGGCUGUACGAUGCGAUGCGACGGCAGGAGGGCGAGUGGAAGGCCAAGGCGGAGGACGAGCGGCUGCGACUCGCGGAGGUCAUGGACGCGUGCUCCAAGAUACGGCAGCAGUUGGCAGCGGAGCAGCAAGUCAGCCAGCAGCAGGAGCAGCAGAUACGCUCUCUGCAAGAG
This is a messenger RNA of Closterium sp. Yama58-4, 267 nucleotides long. Lineage: Eukaryota; Viridiplantae; Streptophyta; Zygnematophyceae; Desmidiales; Closteriaceae. The record is from the annotation of a GenBank genome assembly.